This is a messenger RNA of Erigeron canadensis, 523 nucleotides long. RefSeq lists its product as uncharacterized. Bases 67 to 447 code for a protein of 126 amino acids. The record is from RefSeq and is a predicted model, not a curated record. Gene Ontology annotation, molecular function: zinc ion binding; nucleic acid binding. NCBI's taxonomy places the organism in Eukaryota, Viridiplantae, Streptophyta, Magnoliopsida, Asterales, Asteraceae. The transcript has 2 exons.
UUGGCUACGGAUUUGAUCCUCAACUCCUUAUCUAAGAGAUUUGAGACCUUCGUGUUAAAUUAUAACAUGAACGGAUGGGACAAAACCGUUUCCGAGCUCCAUGGGAUGCUCAAAACGGCCGAGGCUAGCAUGGGAGGAAAGGUUCAACCCGUUCACAUGAUCAAUGAAGGCGGAAAGAAAAGGGCCAACCCCGGACCAAAGGCAAAUGUUGCUAAAGGAAAGGGAAACAACAAAAGGAACAACAGAGGAACAGGAAAGGCAAAAAUGGAUACUCCAAAAACGAAGAAGCAAAAGGUUGCUGUCAAUGACCCAUGCUUUGAGUGUGGGGAGGUAGGACAUUGGAAGCGUAAUUGUCCAACCUAUCUCAAAGAGUUGAAAGCUAAGAGGGAUGCAGGGCAAACCUCAGGGGUUCAUAAGAAAAAGGAACAUCAAGAAGGGGGACAUUAGUCUCUUUAUGGGCAAUGGUGCGAAAGUACAAGUUGAAGCCCAAGGAGACUAUCUUUUGAAACUUCCAAAUGGUUUG